AUGAGUACUCGUGGAGAUGAAGAACCACAUAUUGAUCAGCUUCCGAUUGAACUAUUGAUUCACAUAUUUACUCGGUUAACUUCCUUCAAAGAUUUGGCUCAGGCAAGCAGCGUGUGUGGGAAAUGGAGACAAGGAGUGAAGGAGUCACUAGGUAGGCGUGAAAUUUUGCGUUUUGCUGGAUGGAAAAUAAACGACGAUUCAGUCACUCGCAUGGUUCUGCUUGCUGAUGGGCUCAAGGAGCUCGACAUAUCAAGAAGCCAACGGGGUUGCCAAGUAACUGACCAUGGUCUGUGUCGGUUGUCUACAGCAAAAUGUAUUUGCAACCUGUCAUCAGUAUCUCUGUGGGGUUCAACUGUAAUCACAGACAAAGGAGUAGUCCAAAUGAUCUCAAAAGCUACUUCACUGCAACACCUAAAUCUUGGUGGCACAUUUAUCACGGAUCUGUCCAUGUUUGCAAUUGCAAAUAGUUGUCCUCAUCUCGAGACUAUUGUUUUAUGGGGCUGUCGUCGCAUAACAGAGAAUGGACUUGUUGCGCUAGUAAAGAAAUGCCACAAACUCGAGUCGAUCAAUGUAUUGGGCAUGAGGGUGCCGCUGGACUGCUUCAAUCGUCUCCUUACAAUCAAUCCAGCUCUUAAAAUACAACCAGAAGGAAUGCUACUAGAUGAUGAGAGGGUUCACAUAUGGUCUAUCUUCUAA
Messenger RNA from Fraxinus pennsylvanica, 696 nucleotides. The record is from the annotation of a GenBank genome assembly. Lineage: Eukaryota; Viridiplantae; Streptophyta; Magnoliopsida; Lamiales; Oleaceae.